CAGUCGUGUCCACACUCCGCCAGUGUACCACAGUCAUGGCACACGUAACCCUGCAAUCGCUCGUUGUUAUAACAGUGUUACAACUAUGUCGAGCAGAAAUACCAGAGAUACAAGGAACAUGGUACUCGGCCAACGCUAUUAAUGACGGCUAUUCACCAAAGCCCAUUUCUGAACUGUUCACGACUGACAAUUCGCCGAUAUACUCGUCUACUUUUUCAGUAACGAAACCUAUAGUUGUACAACCCCUACCUAUUACAAACAACAUUAAUUUUAUACCAGAUUUAUCGACAAAUGCAAAAACGACAGUGACGAGUCCACCAAAUAGAACACAGACUUAUAACACUGAAAUUCCAACCGUUACAAGCACAAUUUUAUCAACACUCGAACCUAGUAUAACAUUCACAUCGACGCCUGCGCCACCAUCAACCUUUUCUACUAUUCAGUCGCUUACUUCAUCUACUAUUCAAACACCUUCGACCUCUUCAACACUUUCAACAUUAUCAACCAUCUCUUCACUCCCAACUCUUUCGACUUUGUCAUCGUUUGAACCUCAAACAGUCACACAAGCACAGACAAGUGGCAUUAUAAUCAAUAACAAUCAAGACCAACAAUCCACACUCCAAUCAAACGAUAAUACUAAUAGUUUACCACCUCAAACCAUACGAAUCGAGCCACCAACAAUAUCGAUUCCAUCAACGACACAGUCACCAAACUCAAUACCAAACUACUUUGUAAUUUAUCAACAGGCACCACAGAAUAUUCAGACCUUUUCGCAAUCGCAACCACAGCCUGAAACUCAAAAUAUAUCACAGCCUAGCAUAAAUGCUCCAAUCACUCCAUCUACUCUUCCGCCAAGUAUCUCUACAAUUUCCUCAACGUUUCCUUCCUCUACUGUUCCUGUUAAUCCUUCAAUACAAACAACACUGGUUUCGACAAUCACAAACCCUUGCGUGACAAGGAAUCCGUUAACAAGUUUAAGGCCUACCAUAGUUUCUUCAGCGCCGGUAUUGAAUAGUACCCCGACUACUAGAAUACCACCGAAUUUUAUGAUCCGUGUCGUUGCACCUAAAGGCUCUAUUACCAAUGUGAAAUUCGUAGCGACUACAACGAAAAGACCAACAACUAGAAGGACUAAAAAACCAAAAAGGAAUACCUACGAAGGGUGCCUGAAUUCUUGUAAAGGAAGAAAAGAUCCACUUUGCGCUAAUCCGUUAGCUGCUCUUAUAAUAGAUCCAAAUACACUGAAAGGAUUCCCCUCCAUUUGUCAUUUAGCGUGCCAUAAUUCUUAUAAAGACAUUCCAUAUGAAAAAUUAGUGGACGGCCGAUGUAGCAGGUUGCGUACACGCAUCAUGCAAGUCAAUAGCAAUACCAAACUCAGAAGAGACGAAUUGCUCAAGAGUCAAUACAGCAUUGUCAGUAAUGCAGAUCAGACAAUAGUGGAAGUUUCGAAACAAUAGUUUAUUAUAGAAUAAAUUUUAACGAUUUUGACAAUGUGACUAUGGCAUAAGGCCAACAAGUAGUCGUAUACGACGAUCUAUAUUUAAAAGAAAAUGACCCAUCAAAACAUCUGCAGGUGGAUUUACAUCGUGAUAGUUGCAGGCGCUAGUGGCUUUCUGUCUUAUGACAAAAUACGAAUAUAUAUAAUAACAAAUAUAACAAGAAACAAUAUAUAUACUUACAAUAAAUAUAAAUAUGUACAACUUGUCAUGAUACAUAUAGUCUGUAUUAAGAUUAUUAAAUGUUUUAUUGUAAAGCUG
Galleria mellonella (greater wax moth) is the source of this 1757-nucleotide messenger RNA. RefSeq names its product mucin-5AC-like. The record is from RefSeq and is a predicted model, not a curated record. NCBI's taxonomy places the organism in Eukaryota, Metazoa, Arthropoda, Insecta, Lepidoptera, Pyralidae. The coding region runs from base 36 to 1457 and encodes 473 amino acids. The transcript has 3 exons.